Messenger RNA from Magnolia sinica, 1493 nucleotides. RefSeq names its product glucose-6-phosphate/phosphate translocator 2, chloroplastic-like. Gene Ontology annotation, molecular function: phosphoglycerate transmembrane transporter activity; antiporter activity; triose-phosphate transmembrane transporter activity. The coding region runs from base 1 to 1185 and encodes 394 amino acids. NCBI's taxonomy places the organism in Eukaryota, Viridiplantae, Streptophyta, Magnoliopsida, Magnoliales, Magnoliaceae. Gene Ontology annotation, cellular component: Golgi apparatus; membrane. The record is from RefSeq and is a predicted model, not a curated record. Gene Ontology annotation, biological process: transmembrane transport. The transcript is spliced from 5 exons.
AUGGAGACCAUGAUCUGCUCAGUAAAGCAAUCAGCCAUGGCUCCUGUCAUGUCUGAUCUCCUACGGCACAAAUCACCUACUCCGAAGCUGCAACUCCCGUCCCUCCCUUCCAUUUCUGCCAAGAAAUGCCCAUCCUUUCUGCACAUGAGAAAGCCCCUGUAUCUCUCAUCUGUUGAAUUCACUUCGUUCAAAUGGGGGAGGCCUCAAAAGCUGAAAUUUGAAUGUGAGGCAUACGAAGCGGACCGGUCAGAGAGCAUCCCAAUCCCUGACGAAGAGGCACGAUCUGCUGCAGCGCAGAAGCUGAAAAUCGGCAUCUACUUUGCGACGUGGUGGGCGUUGAAUGUUGUAUUCAACAUCUACAACAAGAAGGUGCUUAAUGCCUUUCCGUACCCAUGGCUCACGUCUACGCUGUCGCUUGCAACGGGAUCCUUGAUGAUGUUGAUCUCGUGGGCGACAAGGAUUGCCGAAGCACCAAAGACUGAUCUCGAGUUCUGGAAAGCCCUUGCACCGGUGGCGGUGGCCCAUACGAUAGGCCAUGUGGCAGCGACGGUGAGCAUGUCGAAGGUGGCGGUGUCAUUCACGCAUAUAAUCAAGAGUGGUGAACCGGCUUUUAGCGUUCUGGUGUCAAGGUUUCUGAUGGGUGAGACGUUUCCAGUACCAGUUUAUCUAUCGCUUCUGCCGAUUAUCGGAGGUUGUGCGCUGGCUGCUGUUACGGAGCUAAAUUUCAACAUGACUGGGUUUAUGGGGGCGAUGAUAUCAAAUCUUGCGUUUGUAUUCCGGAACAUAUUCUCAAAGAGAGGGAUGAAAGGGAAGGCAGUUGGUGGAAUGAACUACUACGCUUGUCUGUCCAUGCUGUCUCUUGUGAUUCUCACCCCUUUCGCCCUGGCAGUAGAGGGCCCCCAGAUGUGGGCAGCUGGCUGGGAAAAAGCUCUCUCUCAGAUUGGACCCAACUUCAUCUGGUGGGUAGCAGCCCAGAGCGUGUUCUAUCAUCUAUACAAUCAGGUCUCGUACAUGUCCUUGAAUGAAAUUUCUCCCUUGACAUUUAGCAUUGGAAACACAAUGAAGCGGAUAUCUGUGAUCGUCUCUUCCAUCAUCAUCUUCCACACACCUGUCCAACCCGUCAAUGCCCUUGGAGCUGCCAUCGCCAUCCUUGGAACCUUCCUCUAUUCCCAGGCGAAGCAGUAGAAGCUCUUAAAGACGUGGUUCAUUCUCGUGGAGUGAUUGAAGUAGGGCAUUACUAGCUUCUGCAUGGGUGCAUGUUCGAUGAGCAUCAGGCUUUAUGAGUUUCAAGAAUAUUUCUAGCUGUAAAUGUAGUUGGAAUAUCACGGGAGGAGAAUAAAUUUUUUUACCAGCUUAGCUUAGAUGAUGAUAAUGAGAACUCUUUUUGGGCGGGAAGAAAGAAUAAUGUAAUGUAUUGAAAUAAUAAAGUGGUGAUGGUUUUGGGACCCGCCUGAUGGUAGGCCAAGAGAUAAUUAAAAUCUUUGAUUUUUGCA